Aspergillus bombycis is the source of this 1830-nucleotide messenger RNA. RefSeq names its product ENTH domain protein. NCBI's taxonomy places the organism in Eukaryota, Fungi, Ascomycota, Eurotiomycetes, Eurotiales, Aspergillaceae. Gene Ontology annotation, biological process: vesicle budding from membrane; clathrin-dependent endocytosis; clathrin coat assembly. Gene Ontology annotation, molecular function: SNARE binding; phosphatidylinositol-4,5-bisphosphate binding; 1-phosphatidylinositol binding. Gene Ontology annotation, cellular component: clathrin-coated vesicle; clathrin-coated pit. The transcript is spliced from 5 exons. The coding region runs from base 1 to 1830 and encodes 609 amino acids. The record is from RefSeq and is a predicted model, not a curated record.
AUGUCCCAUAAUUUUGAGAAAUCAGUAAAGGGGGCCACCAAGAUUAAGCUCGCGGCCCCUAAAUCUAAAUACAUAGAGCACAUCCUGGUAGCGACCCAUACAGGAGAAGCGGGGGUAGCAGAAAUAUUUCGAACUAUCCAGCUUCGGCUACGCGAUUCAACAUGGACCAUAGUCUUCAAAGCCCUCAUUGUCAUACAUAUCAUGGUAAGGGAGGGGCAAUUGGACGCUACACUACAGUAUAUGGCGGAGAACCCGAGGAAGCUUGCAAUCAGCGGAUUCUCAGAAGUUCAGUCACAAGGACAUAACAUCCGGAGAUACUCCGAUUACCUUAUCGCGCGCGCAAAUGCAUUCGAGGCCACCAAAACGGAUUAUGUACGAAGCGGGCAGGGACGUAUGAAGAGGUUGACGGUAGAGAAAGGCCUCUUGAGAGAAACAGAGAUUGUACAAAGACAGAUCCAUGCGCUGUUACAGUGUGAUCUGUUGACAGAUGAAGUUGAGAACGAAAUUACGUUAACAGCCUUUCGCCUGCUCACCUUGGAUCUCCUGACGCUUUACUCAGUCAUGAACGAGGGCACGAUCAACGUUUUGGAGCAUUACUUCGAAAUGUCGCGGCCUGAUAGUGAGCGUGCGCUGGAGAUUUAUAAGACUUUUACCCAACAAACAGAGGAGGUCGUGAAAUUUCUAGGUGUCGCUAGACAUUUCCAAGCAGCAACACGACUAGAAAUACCCAAGCUGAAGCACGCCUCUACGGACCUUACUCGACUCCUUGAAGACGACCUUAAUGACCCAGAUUUUGAUCAGCGACGAAGAGAAUAUCUCCUGCGAAAGGGAGGAAAGAGCGGCAACCCGGGUCCGACAUUCGCAUCCAGCAACACAGCUGGAGCAGGAAAUAGGUCUGUCAGCAAUCCUGAACCACCUCGACCCCACACACAACCUGCCUCGCAAAAGAAAGAGAACCCGGCCGACUUGAUCGAUUUCUUCGAUUCUAUCGAUCCGCAACCCCCAGCACAACAGAACCCUAUGCAGCUACCACAUCUACAGCAGCAAGCGCAAGCGCAAGCGAUGCAAUUCCAACAGACGGGCUUCCAACCGCAACAGCCAGUGUUCUAUCCCCAACAAACCGGGUUUCAACAACAGGCGCAGCCGACGGGAUUUGCCCAGGCUAUGCCGGCUGGAGAUUCCUUUGCACAGCAGAGUACCAACCCAUUUGGGCAACAGCAAGCUCAGCAGCCACAGCCACUUCAGCCAACCCCAACUGGUGCGGGAUUUGGUGGUUACUCAGCGCAGCCGCAGACAUAUGGAUUCCAACAGAAUCUUGCUCCUGUUCCCCAGAACAAUCUUGCGCCAUUUCCCCAGCAACAGCAACCAAUGCCCGGUGCGCAGUUACAACCGCAAACAACGAACCCCUUUAGACAGUCGAUGUUACUGAGUACCCCAACCGGAACCGGCAUGCCGGCAUCUCCACUGAACCGCCAGAGCACAAACCCUUUUGCGCGACGGUUGUCGAGCGCCAACCUGCCGCCGUUCAAUGCUAGUACGCCGCCGCAGCAACCGCCUCCACAGACAGCACAACCACUACAACCCCAACGAACGGGGACUAAUCCUUUUGCUCGAAGCUCUUCGGUUCCUCCGCAGCAGUCACAAGGCCUGCAACCUCCUGCGCCGGCGCCUCUGCGGCCCAAUCCAACUGGAAGCACCAAUCCUUUCCGCCAAAGUGCCUUUGUCAACCAACAGACUGGCCAGGGGUGGCAUGUCGGUGGCCAGCAAGGGACCAUGGGCGGUUAUGAGCAGCUGGAGACUGUGCCGGUGUUUCCGCGGCCCGGAAUGUAA